Molecule: messenger RNA, 552 nt
Organism: Exophiala aquamarina CBS 119918
Lineage: Eukaryota; Fungi; Ascomycota; Eurotiomycetes; Chaetothyriales; Herpotrichiellaceae
Exons: 2
Coding region: 1-552 (183 amino acids)
Source: RefSeq, a predicted model, not a curated record
AUGAAGACCUAUAUCUUAUACUUACCCAUCCUUUAUGGCAUCGGGACUGGUGAGUUUAACAAGAUCUCCGGACAGAUUCCAGCCUUGAUGAAAGCAACCAUCCGGCAUGGCUUCACGAGUGUUGUGGGCGAUGGCCAAGGUCGUAAAAGCCAUGUGCAUAUCGAGGAUGUUGGAACCUAUUACGAAUUGCUGCUCGGCCAGAUAUUGAUUGGCAAGCCUGUACCAUCGGGGCUAGAUGGGGUGUUUUUCGUGGUCUCCGGUUCUCAGUCCUAUCAGGAUAUCUCGAUGGGAAUUGCAAAAGCAGCCACCGAGUUAAGCAUCAUCAAGGACGAGGACCUAACUUCCUUAACCAUAGAGGAAGCCGUGGCAAAGCUGGACUGGAGCGAAAGCAAAACGGCCGUCGAACUGGCUUUCGUUUCAAAUGUACAGGCCACAGCCGAUAACGGCAAAUCGCUGAAUUGGAAGCCGCGACAUCAGGACGACCAUUUCAAGGGGCAUUACACUGAGGUGUGGAAAGCUGUUCUUGAGGACCUCAAAAUGAAACUGGGAUAA